AAGAUCGAUGACUCCUUUAAUUCAUCGAGGCAAUUGAUUGUGGGAGAAGACCCGAAAGUGAAGACAAUUAGGGAGACUUCAACUUUAGAAGCACGAGUCAACACGCAAACUCAGUGUUAAGCCGGGUUGGUUUGGGAUGUAAAUGUGGGUCUGGAUUUUUAUGUUGUAUUGAAAAUCAUUGGCCUUUGGUAUGGCAAUUGGAACGUAUGUUCCACUCACUUUUAAUCCACUCUUUUUAUUUCUCUACUUUCCUCUCGGAAUCUUUUCGUUCAGCUAUGAAGCUACAGCGUGUGACAGACCAUCAUCGCUUGGUGCUGUAAUUAUAUUCAUUCCAUUGAUAGUGUCAGUCAGACUGCCAGCGAUAAUGAUAGUUCCUUGGGACAUUGUACGACGACAUAAACGGGAAAUUAACAAUCAGACACCUUCUGAAUACAGCCUUGAUGAGGUGAAAUAUCGUGCAUUUACCAGUAAAUAUGCAUCAAGGAAAGUGCAACAGAUCGGAUACGGAUAUCAAAAUGAAGGAGCUGCAUCAAUUUUAACUUCAUGUCUCAUAAGUGUACUUUUAUAUUCUUAAGGAUCUUGAUUGCAUCAUUUGAAAAGCAAAAUAAAUGCGGAUGUUCAUUCAUUUUGUUAUGGAAGAUGAGAUCUUUUUCUCCACCCUAAGUUGAUAUUUCCUUUCUAAUUUAGUUGUUA
Molecule: messenger RNA, 693 nt
Organism: Olea europaea var. sylvestris
Lineage: Eukaryota; Viridiplantae; Streptophyta; Magnoliopsida; Lamiales; Oleaceae
Exons: 2
Coding region: 191-574 (127 amino acids)
Source: RefSeq, a predicted model, not a curated record